GAAACUAUAAAGUACUUUGCAAUAAAUCUAACAAAAGAUGUUUAACACCUCUAUGAAGGAAAUUAUAAAAAGUGAUAGACUUCCAGUUUCUAUUUAAGCAUGUAAAGAGCUUAGAAAUUAUCACUGUCUUAAAAGCAAGUAAAAACUGAACAAACUGAAAAAUCAGUAACUCUUCUAGGAUCCAUCAGAGAGAUGGGGUCACAGGGCACUGCACCCCAGUUGGAAAGACAGGUAAAUACAGAGAAUCACAACUUAACAGAAAACUCUGAAAACGAAUGCUGGCGUAGGGAAACCUAAACUGUAAUUGACAAAUUGCUGGUAACUUAGUGUGGACAAUUAGAGUUAAAAUUUCAGGGACCCUCCCUGAUCAUUAUGGGGGCUCACACUUUUGUGAGUUUCACCUCCAGGAACUCCUGAAUUGAACAUUUUUUAUUUAUGGUUCAUGAAGUGUUUUUUAGUAUAAUACUACUAGAUGAAAAUUAUGUGUAUUCAGUAUUAUAGGGGGAAAGCCUUGACCUAGCUAUAAAUCAUUUCUGUUUGUAGCUUUUUAUAUGUACCAGAUAUAGCUAAUUUUUAGGGCUAAUAUUAGUUUGAAAUCCUUGAGCUAUGAUACCUUCUCUUUUUCUUUAAAUGUUUCUCACCAGUAUAUGAAUGAGCAGGGUUAACUGGGACCGCAACUCCAGUUCACACUUCUAGACUUUCAGUGGAAGCUGGGUAUGGCUGUGAGCUCGGACAGUUGCAGGUCACUUAAGUAUCCUUACGUUGCAGUGAUGCUCAAAGUGGCUGAUGAUUCAGGCCAAGUAAAGAAAAAGUCCUUUGAAAUGACAAUUCCACAGUUUCAGAAUUUCUACAGACAGUUCAAGGAAAUUGCUGCAGUUAUUGAAACUGUGUGAAAACUGAUUCCUUGAUUGAUGAAUUGCUAUCAUCAUUCUAAAAUUAUGGACUUCACUUUCUGCACCAAAACUGCCUAAGGAUCCAGUGAUAUUUAUUGACUGAAAAUUAUACUUUUGGUUUUUCAUUUUUUUAAUAAUAAAAAAUCAGAAAAACAGGUAUUGCAAAGUGGUGAUCAAUACACAACUUUGUGAAUGUACUAAGAGCCACUGAAUUGAACACUUCAAAGGGUGAACUCUGGUAUGUGAAUUCUAUCUUAAUAAAAGAAUAAAUUAGGCAAACAAUUGAAUGAUAUAGAAAGCAACAAAAGUUUAAGUAUUAGACCAAUAGUUUUAAAAAUUACUGGUAAUGUUACCCAUUUUAUAAAUAAAAUCUUAUACUGAGUUCUUUAUAUAUAGUCUUAUAUAUAAAUGACAGAAGUAAUAUUUGAUUAGGAUAACAUGACUUUACAAAUUCAGUCUUUUGUUAUAAAAACAAUCAGUGAGAAGAGUGAGGCAGCUUCUCAAACAUUUGGAAUCAGGUUAGGAUUGACUUUUGCUCCCUUAUAUUAGCCAAGAAUUCAGCUGUUUCUCUUACUAAUAUUUGUAGAAAGUUCAAGUGCAUGCACAAAGACAGAAAAAUAGGUUUUAUUCUGAGUUUAUGUACAACUGAGUUAACCUGGUAGCACAAGAUACUGUGUUAGAUGAUCUCUGUUCAAUUUAGAUUUACAAACUAGUUAUUAAAAUAUUUUAUAAAGCCACAACAAUCAACACUGUGUGGCAUUGGUUAGGAGUAAGCAGACAGAUCACUGAAUAGACUAGGUGGCCUAGAAAUAGAUCAAGACAUUUGAGACAAAGAUGGUAUUUUAGUUGGGUGAGAAAACAGGAUUGAUUUAAUAAGUGAUGCUAGUACUCACAACAUAUGCAAAGGUAAAUUCCAGUUGGACUAAUGACCUAAAUGUAAAAGAUAAAAAUUGAAGUUUUACAGAAUAUUUAUGUUAACUCGGGCUUGGGAAGACAGCAACUCCAUAGCUAUAAUAAGAAACAUAAAUAUAAUUGACAUAUAAAAAAUUUUUAAUUAUAUGUGGGGGAAAAAAUGGGCCAUGAACCAAAACAAAAGAGAAAUGCUAGGUUGUUGUGUAAAUUAGUUCUUGGUCUGGAAAACAAAUUGCUUUAAAUAUUCCAAGUAGGAAGAGAUUUUUUGCAAGAAAUGAGAUGCUCACUGAACGUCAGACUGAGAACACAUCAGGAGAAACCAUUGCUAGCUUUUAGAAAAUGCAGGAAUUUCAGGGGAAGCCCCUCCUAAUCAUCUCUGCACAAUGCAGACUGUCACCUGGAAGCCACUAUCCAUGCUAUUUCUGCCUUAUGUCAACAUGUGUAAUGAAAUAAAGGCUGCUUGCUUUCUUCACCCUUCUUAA
Molecule: messenger RNA, 2287 nt
Organism: Camelus dromedarius (Arabian camel)
Lineage: Eukaryota; Metazoa; Chordata; Mammalia; Artiodactyla; Camelidae
Gene: COMMD6
Product: COMM domain containing 6
Exons: 3
Coding region: 717-893 (58 amino acids)
Molecular function (GO): NF-kappaB binding
Source: RefSeq, a predicted model, not a curated record